This is a messenger RNA of Saccostrea echinata, 2451 nucleotides long. Its product is annotated as solute carrier family 28 member 3-like. The transcript is spliced from 12 exons. Gene Ontology annotation, cellular component: membrane. Gene Ontology annotation, molecular function: nucleoside:sodium symporter activity. Gene Ontology annotation, biological process: nucleoside transmembrane transport. The coding region runs from base 75 to 1949 and encodes 624 amino acids. The record is from RefSeq and is a predicted model, not a curated record. Lineage: Eukaryota; Metazoa; Mollusca; Bivalvia; Ostreida; Ostreidae.
CUGUGUAAAACAAGUGAUUGAAGAAUUCCUAUCUUAUAGAAAGAGUAGACUUUCUAUCCAAUUGAUCCGUGAAGAUGAGUAAAGAAGAAAAUAUCUUGGAAAUAUCGCUUUCAAACGGAGGGGAGAUAAACAAGGGAUAUACAGCAACAGAUCAAGAUGAAAGCACAAAACCUGGUUCAUCUAAUCACACCUAUACAGAAAUCAAAAUGGGACACGAGGAAGCUGAACAUUUUAAUGGAUGUGCUAAGAUAGCUGACAAAAUCCAAAAGGCAGUCGAUGCUAUUUUCAGCAAAUAUCAGAGUAAAAUAAAAUUUGCAUUCAAAAUACUUCUACUAUUGCUGUACUUUGCAUAUUUCGGCUAUGCUAUGUACUAUAAGUUUGGGGACGAGGGUUCGAUUCGUCUUCUUGUGUGUACGAUCUUGGGAGUGAUUCUUUUACUGAUUUAUGUAUCACAACGACUGCUUGGGUCCAAAUUCCAGAUGAAAUCAAAUGAGAAAUCGUUCGCUAAAAAGACAAGAGUGAGAAAAAUUAAGCGAUAUACAGGAAGAUUCCUCAUGGUAGCUGUGUUUGUUAUAUUAACUGCAUAUAUUAUUUAUGACGUUCUCCUGGACUAUCCACAAAAUGCAGUGUCUAUCGCUGGACUUGCCUUAUACAUCAUCAUCUUUUAUAUAUUUUCGAAAAACCCAGCUAAGGUGAAGUGGAGACCAGUGUUCUGGGGUUUUGCCUUACAGUACAUUUUUGCCCUCCUUAUUCUGAGAACGAGCUGGGGAUACGAAGCAUUCCUUUGGCUUGGUGACAGAGUCACAGAAUUUCUCAACUACUCUAAUGCUGGUGCAAUUUUUGUUUUUGGAGAACUUUACACCAAUCACUUUUUUGCAUUUAAGGUCCUUCCAGUAGUGGUUUUCUUCUACACCGUAACUUCUGUACUCUACUACUUAGGAAUUAUGCAGGUUAUCGUCAAGAGGAUGGGAAUGUUUCUGGCAUUCUGUCUUGGUACAACAGCCGCUGAGUCCCUGAACGCUGCAGGAAACAUAUUUGUUGGAAUGACAGAGGCACCAUUGAUGAUCAAACCUUUCCUAGAAGAUAUGACAAACUCGGAGCUACAUGCUGUUAUGACUGGGGGUUUCGCUACAAUCGCUGGGUCUGUGCUGGGAGCAUACAUCAGCUUUGGUGUCCCAGCUAGUCAUCUGAUUUCGGCAUCUGUAAUGUCUGCUCCUGCAGCACUUGCCAUCUCAAAACUUGCUUACCCUGAAACAGAACAAACUAAAACUAGCAAGAAAGACUUUGACAAGAUGGGCAAAUCAACAGACAGAAAUGUUAUAGAAGCCAUUUCGUCAGGAGCGAGUAACUCAGUAAAGAUUGUAGCUGCUAUUGCUGUGAAUGUCAUGGCCUUUCUCUGUGUACUGGAGUUUAUCAAUAUGACCUUAGACUGGUUCGGGAGCCGUGUUGGAGUGGACGGUCUUUCUUUUCAGUUGAUCUGUUCAUAUGUAUUCUACCCGAUCGCCUUUUUUAUGGGGACGGAUAUACCGGACUGUCGUCCUGUAGCGGAACUGAUCGGGAUCAAAACUUUUACCAAUGAGUUUGUGGCUUACAAAGAGCUCUCUCAUCUAAUUGAAAACAAGAAGAAUUUUACAGAUUAUAAAGCUAUCUGGAAUUCUUCUUCAGACUGGCACUAUCGAGGAGAGGAUAUCAUUCUGCCUUACUUUAAUCAGACUCUCAAGAAAGGAAUUAUAUCGGACAAGUCUGAGGUGAUAGCUACAUACGCCCUGUGUGGUUUCUCCAACAUAGGAUCAAUGGGGAUAUUUCUGGGCGGUAUGUCUGCCUUAGUUCCGUCAAGGAGAGGAGAUUUGUCUAAGAUAGUUGUCAGAGCAAUGGUAGCGGGGAAUGUCGCCUGCUUCUUAACAGGAUGUAUAGCAGGUUUACUUUAUAAAGACUACAAUACAACAUAACAUCGAUGGUUUAUUCCUCCAAGAUGCUGAGAAUAACACACUACAAAGACAGAUACCCGCGGGAUCGUCAUUCCCCUCUGAAAAGGGUGUUGUACAGUGAAAACCCAAAUUUACUGCAGGAAACAUAUCAUGUAGUUAAUAUUGUAUUUAUUGCUGCUCCGAUAUCCGUAAAUCUGUUAAUCUCAAUCGAAACUCCCCCCCCCCCAGUGUCUGGAUGGUGCAAAGAAAUCAGUACUUAAAGCUUUGUCAGCUUAUAGUUGCCUGUAUAUAAGCAGAAUAUAAUCAUACGUAUUGCCAAGGUGAUAUGCAUAAAUUGAGGGAAAAUAACGAAAAUGUGUUCACUAGAAUCAUAUAACAUGAACAUUUAACUGAGGUUUAUAACGUUAUCAUUAUUGUAAAUAUAUAGUUUGCAUGAUGUCAAUAGAAGAAUCGUGAAAUGUUUUGCUUUUAAAAGAAGUGCUUUUAUGUCAAAUAUGUUCUGUAAAACUUUGUUUUAUUUAUU